AUGGGUGUUUUAGAUGGUUAUUUUCCUGUAAUGGUUAUGAUAGGGUUACAGUUUCAUUAUGCACUGCUUGCAAUGUUUACAAGAGCUGCUCUACUAGAUGGAUUGACUCCAACUGUCUUUGUAGUGUAUAGGCAAGGCAUAGCCACUUUGUCAUUGGCACCUAUCAUUUUUUCGUCUUAUAAAAGGAGACAAUCUUUGAAGGCUUCACUAGGAUGGAAGAGUUUCUCUUUGAUGUUUAUGACCUCUCUUAUUGGGGUUACAGCAAAUCAGAAUGCAUAUUUUAGUGGUUUAUUCUAUGCAUCUUCUACAGCAGCCACUGCUAUGAGUAAUUUGAUACCUGCAUUAACUUUUGUAUUUGCAGCAAUUUUGGGAUUUGAGAAAAUCGAUCUUCGAAGUUUAAGAAACGUGGCCAAGAUAUUAGGUACAAUUUGUUGUGUUAGUGGAGCCUUAACCAUGGCAUUUAUCAAAGGACAUAAGCUGUUACACAUGGAGUUUUUUCUUCCUGAUUCCAUACAUCUCACUGCUAGUGGAGAUGAUACCUGGAUUCUUGGUUGUUUGUUGCUCUUAGCAAGUAGUGUUUUUUGGUCAUGUUGGAUGAUUAUGCAGGUACCGAUUUCUUCGUAUUGCCCGGAUCAUAUAUUAUCGACGUUUUGGAUGUGUCUAUUCGCUACGAUACAGUCAACUAUAUUUGCACUGCUGAAAGAGCAGAAUCUUCAAACAUGGAUUUUACCUUCACCUUUACAAAUUUCAUGCAGUUUAUAUGCGGGAAUUGGAAUUGCGGUAAGCUUUUUCAUUCAAUCGUGGUGCAUAUCAGAAAGAGGUCCAUUGUAUUGUGUAAUGUUCAACCCUCUAGCAACUGUCAUCACAGCAUUGGUAGCUGCAACGUUCCUAGAAGAAGAGCUAUACGUUGGAAGUUUGGUUGGGGCUGUUGGAGUGAUCACUGGUUUGUAUAUUGUGUUAUGGGGUAAAGCCAAAGACUUUGAUGGGACUAAACAAAAGCUUCCACAAUCAAACAUGGAGGAUGUUGAAAGAAGUAAUAGAAUAGAUUUGGAAGAACCACUUCUUGCAGAGAAAUCAGAAUCUGUAGCGGAGAUAAAACUGGAGCGCUAA
Molecule: messenger RNA, 1110 nt
Organism: Vicia faba (fava bean)
Lineage: Eukaryota; Viridiplantae; Streptophyta; Magnoliopsida; Fabales; Fabaceae
Source: the annotation of a GenBank genome assembly